UGGCAGGCAAGGGCCCAGGCCCCUUCUGUGCCUCCUCCUAGCCCAACACGCAGCUUCCAAGCUCUACUAACGGCCUCUCGGGGUGUCUGGUGGGACUUAAAAUACUCCUUCAAUGAAAUCCUAGCCUCUCAGUCCGCUGCGACCCCGCAGCCCAUGGCCGAGCCCCAGAGUAGGGCGUGAAGCCUCUGGGGAGGCCAGGGUCGCUGCUCCCCACCUCCUCCAACGCGGUGCAAUCGGUCCCCAGGGCUCUACGGGAAGGGGACUGGUGGCCCCUGGAGCCACCCUGCCUUACAGGCCCUCCUCCCCAAAGACGUACUCCAGAAAUCUCUAGCCCUCUUGCAGCUGAGAGGAGCCCAGGAUCUCAGACCUAAACCAGUGAAAAAUACCCCUGAACAAUGGGUGAGACAUUCUCCCAGCUGGGCUCUCGGGAGAAUGAGAACAAGUCGAUCCUGUCCCCCGACCCAGCCUUUGGCAGCAAGGCUGCCAGCUACUCCAGCACCACCAGCAGCAAGCCUUUUUGUUCCUGUGUGCCUUGUGAAAGGGCUGCUGGUGUCAGCUUUGUGACUUGUCCCACCUGCCAGGGCAGUGGGGAGAUCCCUCGAGAACUAGAGAAGCAGCUGGUGGCCCUCAUCCCCUAUGGGGACCAGAGGCUGAAGCCCAGGCACACGAAGCUCUUCGUGUUCCUGGCAGUGUUCAUCUGCCUGGUGACCUCCUCUCUCAUCGUCUUUUUCCUGUUUCCCCGGACUAUCGCCGUGCAGCCUGUAGGCCUCAACUCCUCCACGGUGACUGUUGACGAGGCCGAUAUCCACCUCAAUAUAACGAAUAUCUUGAGCGUCUCCAAUAACAACUACUACCCCGUCGCUGUGACCCAGCUGACCAUUGAGGUUCUGCACCUGUCCCUCGUGGUGGGGCAGGUCUCCAACCGCCUUCUCCUCCGCAUCGGCCCUUUGGCCAGUGAGCAGAUGUUGUAUACGGUGGCCAACAGGAUAUGGGACGAGAACACAUACAAGAUCUGUACCUGGCUGAAAAUCAAAGUCCACCACGUGCUUCUGCACAUCCAGGGCACCCUGACCUGUUCCUACCUGAGCCAUUCAGAGCAGCUGGUCUUCCAGAGCUACGAAUAUGUGGACUGCCGGGGAAACACAUCCAAGCCCCACUUGCUGGUCCCUCGCCCGCCGUGACCUGUCUGCUGUCGUCGAGCUCCGGGCACCUGCCGGCCUGGUCUGUAUCUCCCACCACUCCGUGGCACCCAACGGGACGAGAGUGACUUUGCCAGAGGAAAAGCCCUGCUUUAUCAUACCCUCCCCCUGUUCACCCCCAGCAGAGGAAGCUUUCUGUGGACGUUAACUUCAUACACACACACACACACACACAGCCUCACACCCUCUCUGAUUUCCACAGGAACGGAAGCCUGGUUCUUCUCGAGGCCAGCACCAGAUAUUCCCCUUGGUCCUGAGGAAAGUCUGACCUGACAUUUCCUCAGAGCUGCCUCAGAGGCAUGGAGGGGCCCCCACACUUUCUGUGCUGAGCACCUUGGUUGCCCAGCUCGUCCAGGGAAGCCCUUCCUCCUGCCUGAAUGUGGAGAAAGCUUUCGUUUUGUCUG
This is a messenger RNA of Balaenoptera acutorostrata (minke whale), 1603 nucleotides long. RefSeq names its product transmembrane protein 106A (gene TMEM106A). NCBI's taxonomy places the organism in Eukaryota, Metazoa, Chordata, Mammalia, Artiodactyla, Balaenopteridae. The record is from RefSeq and is a predicted model, not a curated record. The coding region runs from base 396 to 1181 and encodes 261 amino acids. The transcript has 8 exons.